AUGUCUUCCGGGGAAUUGCUUCAGAACGUCGACCCUUCCGAUCUCACUCGAGCGACAUUGGAUCUCAAUGAGGACCUCGUUGGCUCGUUCCCGUUGAUGCCUCUCGACAAAGAAGCUGGGGUCCCAACCGUUAUGUGUUCUGGCUGUUCUACUCUAGACCACUAUCUCGAAGAAGGAAUGACCAUGAAGAGGUGCUCUAGGUGCAAGGGGCCGUGGUACUGCUCAAAAGAAUGCCAGCUGAAAGAUUGGCCCAAGCACAAGCCGAAUUGUCACAAGGUCGAAGGUCCAGGAAUGACCCAGUUCAUUGAAUCCAUCACCAACAACCUAUACACCUCUAUGUGGCUCCGAGUCUACGCUGCUUUCGCGUUCGACAUGUUCGAGAAUUACUGCGACGACAACCCUCCUAUGAUCCACGUCUACCUCUCCGUCGAACCGUCUGACAUCCACGACUUCUUCGCUAUCGUGGAGUCAGAGCCUGAUCUGUCCAAGAAGAUAGAGGGAAUGGUGCAAGUCACUGGUGCCGCAAAAAAUACAGAGAGCGAGGUCUUGACGGGGCUGAGACUGGAUAUAUGGCGGAAAUGUUCUGCAAAGUGUUCGAAGGGCACUAAACUAUUUUUCAUCCAGUUCAUGUGCAGCAGGAGCCCACUUUCGUGGAACUGCUGCAUCCCGCUCACGGAACGUGCACUCAACUACGCCCGCUCGUCGCCCAUGUAUGACUAUCUCACGCCCGAAGGAGAAGCUGAGGCGCCGAUGAACAAGGAUGUAGCUAUUCAAUACUUGAACAAUACCAUCCGUGCAGACCGAGAAAAUCGGUUCAAGCUGAGGACAGACAUGACACAGCUCGACAUAGACGUGAUUCGCGGGCUCGUAGACGGGGAAAACAAGUCAGAUGCCAUUCGCAUGCUCAAACAACAUGUCUUCAGACAUGUGCUAUAUGCCCCCAUUCGUUCUCUCGUUGCUCGCACCCCCGCCUAG
This is a messenger RNA of Stereum hirsutum FP-91666 SS1, 975 nucleotides long. RefSeq lists its product as uncharacterized. The record is from RefSeq and is a predicted model, not a curated record. The transcript is spliced from 5 exons. Bases 1 to 975 code for a protein of 324 amino acids. Gene Ontology annotation, cellular component: cytoplasm. NCBI's taxonomy places the organism in Eukaryota, Fungi, Basidiomycota, Agaricomycetes, Russulales, Stereaceae.